AUGCACUCGUGUCUGGUGCGAGCACAGUUGGGCCGAAACCCAGAGGUGGGCGAUGCGCCGGCAACCGCGCUCUGCUCGCUAGGGUGCGGAAGAGCCCCGCGCCCAGAGCCGGACUGUCUGGUGGGUGAGGGCGAGCCACAAGAGAUCUCGGGAGCGUUCUCCUCCCCGCGUGGAGCCGGCCAGUUGAAAAGCUUUUUGCCGCAAUGUUUGGGGCCAGUGGACCGGGCUCUCGCAAAGGAAGUAGCCUAUCACCGGCUCUUCAUUCUGGAAAGAACAUCCAGGGCGGGAGAGGAAAGUCUGGCUAGGGAAAAGGUGGCCCCUCGUCAGCAAGGCUGGGCGGGGAGGAUCCGCGUGGCGGGUUUCGGAGGCUGGCCGGGUUUGCCCGCGACCUUCAGGCAGAGUGGCGUGGCCGCAGCUCUCCCGGCUCUCCUCCUCCCGGGGCUGAUUGCAUCAGAGUUCCCCCCCACCCACACUCUGCCGGCCAACCUCACACUUACAUCCACACGCCCGGCGCGGAGGGGCUCCAGCCUGACUCAUUGGCUACCACGGGGCGCGUCGCCCUUUUUGCUUCUGCAGUUUGGGGACAGGAGCGCGGCCUUUCAGACCAUCAUCCCUCCCUGCCCGUGCGCCCACGGAGCUGAGCUGCUUGCGGCGGAACGAUGUGGGUCACAUGCCGCUGGUCGCUGCACCUUCGUGUUUCUCUCCCAGGCUGUAGGACAGCGCGGCGACCCCGGUUGGCGGAGACCGAGCAUCCAGGAAGCGCUGUGCGAGCGGAUGUAUGAGCAGCGUACAGAUGCUGCCGGAGCAAGGAGGCUGCGCGCCGCCCAGCACCUGCCCGCGCCCUCCCGGGGGCUCAGCUGGGGCCACAGCUGCCGCACCGCACCCUCGGGGUUGGAGGUGGAGCGGAUCCCUCGCCCAGGCGGUGGCAGGGGGGCUGUCUCUUGGGGCACUGACAAGCACAAUCGCUUCUCCUUAAAAUGGCGACAGGAAAUCCCACCUGCGAGCCAGCCAAUGAGACCACCACCACCACGGAGUCUGCAGGAUGGAAGCCUGAGCCCCUCUCACACGGAAGGAUCCUGUUACCGGUUUGCUCAGCGAUUCCCCAGUCUGACCAUUAAUAAAUUUUAACAAAGAAGAGGUUUUUAUUCAGACACGGGCUC
Microtus ochrogaster (prairie vole) is the source of this 1160-nucleotide messenger RNA. RefSeq lists its product as uncharacterized. The transcript has 4 exons. The record is from RefSeq and is a predicted model, not a curated record. The coding region runs from base 1 to 1128 and encodes 375 amino acids. Lineage: Eukaryota; Metazoa; Chordata; Mammalia; Rodentia; Cricetidae.